Metarhizium robertsii ARSEF 23 is the source of this 1308-nucleotide messenger RNA. RefSeq names its product Cytochrome P450 CYP58S1. The record is from RefSeq and is a predicted model, not a curated record. The coding region runs from base 1 to 1308 and encodes 435 amino acids. Lineage: Eukaryota; Fungi; Ascomycota; Sordariomycetes; Hypocreales; Clavicipitaceae. Gene Ontology annotation, molecular function: monooxygenase activity; heme binding; oxidoreductase activity, acting on paired donors, with incorporation or reduction of molecular oxygen. The transcript is spliced from 5 exons.
AUGAUUCAUGACGUGCUUCGCCUCUGGGUCGUUGUCAUCAUUCUGGCCUCAUGGCUUGGCCUCAAAUCCGCAUAUCGCUUGUCCUUUCACCGCUUGGCGGGGUUUCCUGGCCCAAAAUUAACAGCAUGCACACAAUUGUACGAGUUCUUCUACAAUGUGGUCCGACCGGGUAAAUUCCUGUUCAAAAUCGAAGAGAUGCACCAGCAAUACGGCCCCCUUGUUCGCAUCAACCCCCGAGAAGUUCAUGUUCGCGAUCCGUCCUUCUACGAUGAAAUCUAUGCUUCGAGUCGCCGAACGCGCGACAAAGACGCCAAGUUUGUGCCGACGUACGCCCUGCCCGACUCCAUGGUGGCCACUCAAUUCGGGGAAUUUGAGAGGAAUCAAUCUGUGCUAUGCCUGGAUGAUGCUUUCGCAGCACUACCCUCGGAUAUCAUCACGUCUUACUGCUGCGGAAAGCACGGGGGAUUUUUAGAGGAUCAACAUUUUCGCAAUGAUAUUCGUCGUGCUACGGCGGAUGCCAUGGAGUUUGGUCAUAUUUGCCGGUUCUGCCCUUGGCUGGUGUAUGCACUGCGCCUCCUUCCACCUCGAGUCAUCUCAAACCUCAUGCCAGGAAAAGCAGCAGUAUUCAAGUUCCUAGCCUCACUCUUGGACGACCCAACCACGGCCACGCAUGAAAAAACGCCACCUAUUCCAACGACGGGCUCCCAGCCGGCAAGGAAAACCAUGGUCGCCGCCUUGGCGGAUCCUAGUAUUCCACUGAGGGAACGAAGCUAUAACCGACUGCAGGAUGAAACGUUUGCCAUUAUUGCCGCUGGUACAGAAACGACGGCUCGUGUUUUGACAGUUGCCGCUUACCAUCUCGCCCGGGAUGGCGACCUUCGAGAUACGCUGCGGGCGGAAUUGAAGAGGGUGAUGCCCACGCUGGAUGCGAGGCCGACCUGGCCUGAGCUUGAAAAGUUGCCCUACCUGACUCCAAUCAGCAGCUCUAGCUAUAUCCUCCACCGGGACGCUUCUAUUUUUCCCGACCCGGAACGAUUCGACCCCGAAAGAUGGGUCAAGGCGGCACAGAAUGGAGAUAAUUUGAAGAAGUACCUGACUUCAUUUACGAGGGGGAGCAGAGCCUGUAUCGGCAUAAACCUCGCGUACAUGGAGUUAUUCUUGACCGUUGCUCAUCUUCUUCGUCGUUUUGACAUGGAACUCUACGACACGGAGGAGGAAGAUGUCCGAAUUGUGCGAGAUAUGAAUAUGGGAUAUACGAGACGGGGUAAUCUGAGAGUUUACGCCAAAUUGUCAUUAGCGGAAGGGUAG